Molecule: messenger RNA, 1131 nt
Organism: Castor canadensis (American beaver)
Lineage: Eukaryota; Metazoa; Chordata; Mammalia; Rodentia; Castoridae
Gene: Cfap263
Product: cilia and flagella associated protein 263
Biological process (GO): cilium assembly
Cellular component (GO): ciliary basal body; axoneme
Source: RefSeq, a predicted model, not a curated record
AUGACUGAAGAUGACGCAGACAGCGUCGCCACCGAUUCCCAGCAGAGCGAGGAGACCGAGUUGCCUGUUAUUCAGCUGUGCGGGCUGGUGGAGGAGCUCAGCUAUGGAAACUCUGCUCUUAAAACAGAGACAGAGAUGUUUGAGAAAUAUUAUUCUAAACUGGAACCUGGGGACUACCGACCUCCACGGUUAUCAGAUAUUAAAAUAUCAGCAGCAGAAUUUGCGCAGUUACGAAGCAGGCGUAAAUCCAAGUCCCGCACAGGUAUGGACCAUUUUAUAGGCCUUGGUGUAGAACAAAAACUUGAGCUUGUACAGAAGGAGCUGGAAGACACGAAGGAUGAGAUAAGGCACAUGAGGGCUAAUGCUGAACGGGACCUGCAGCAUCAUGAGGCUAUCAUUGAGGAAGCUGAAAUUCGAUGGACUGAAGUUCAGAGAGCAGUGCAUGACUUUGAGAAAGAUAUUCUAAAAACUGUAUCCAAGAAGAAAGGCAGUAUUUUGGCCACUCAGAAAGUGAUGAAGUACAUUGAGGAUAUGAACCGCCGGAGGGACAAUAUGAAGGAUAAAUUAUGUUUGAAAAAUGUUUCCCUCAAAGUUCAGAGGAAAAAAAUGCUUUUACAAUUGAGGCAGAAGGAAGAGGUAGGUGAGGCGCUCCAUGAUGUUGACUUUCAGCAGCUGAAGAUUGAAAACGCUCAGUUCUUAGAGACUAUUGAAGCGAGGAAUCAAGAACUGAUCCAGCUGAAGCUGGCCUCUGGCAGCACCCUGCAGAUCCUCAACGCGUACAAAAGCAAGCUUCAACGGGCAAUGGAAAUGUACAUCAAUUUGGACAAGGAGAUCCUUCAGAGAAAUGAGCUACUUGAAAAAAUUGAAAAAGAAACCAUACAGGCAGAGGAGGACAGGGCCAAAGCAGAAGCUUUGAAUAAGAAGCUAAGGAAGCAGCUGGCUGAGUUCCGAGCACCACAGGUGAUGGUGUAUCUCAGAGAGAAGACUAAUGGAGAUCUGGAGAAGACCAUCAAGAUGUGGGAGAGGAAGGUGGAGAUUGCAGAGAUAUCCUUAAAAGGCCACCGAAAGACUUGGAAUAAAAUGAAAACAAGCAGUGAGCAGUUGCAGGCCAUCUGUCGCUCUGGGAAAUAG